Lepisosteus oculatus (spotted gar) is the source of this 2312-nucleotide messenger RNA. Lineage: Eukaryota; Metazoa; Chordata; Actinopteri; Semionotiformes; Lepisosteidae. The record is from RefSeq and is a predicted model, not a curated record.
GAUGUUUUCCUGGGGUCGGGGAGGUGUCUUGCGAGGUUGUCCCUGUAGUAUUAAAAUCCGUGGGUCAAGCACCCCGGCUCUAUCCCUGUGUCUUGUGCAUGGGGCCUGGGAAGUCCUCCAGCGUUCAGGGAGUCCUGUUAUCACUGCCCUCUCCCGGGCCUUUUAUGGAGACCUCAAGUCCGCCCCCCCUCCCCCAGUCUCCUCUGUCCCCCACAGCACUCUGCCACCUGUCAGACAGCUGCAGUGACGACGCACAGAGCCCUGCGGCAGGCCUGAAAUAGCCAGAGACCCGCUUGAGGCCUGCUGGAGAGGACGCAGUCGGGCCGGCGCUGAGCAGGCCCAGAUGGAGGGCUUCGCCGGGCGCUUCCUGGAGUUCCACCCCGUCCAUGGCGCCAACGUCCGCCUGGAUCAGGCGGGCACCCGGGCCACGCGGGUGGAGAGCUUCGCCGACGGGCUGUGCUUCAGCAGGCGGCCCCUGGCCCCUGGCGAGAUCUUCCUGGUGGAGAUCGAGGACAAGGAGCUGGGCUGGUGCGGACACCUGAGGGUGGGGCUGACGGCGCACGACCCCGGCGGCCUGGCCGCGGUGCCCGAGUACUCCCUGCCGGACCUGGUGGGCAUGGGCGACAGCUGGGUGUUCGCCAUCACCCGGAACCACAACAGGGUGGUCGAGGGAGAGGGAGAGGGAGAGGCAGAGGGGGGCAGCUCCCCCAAGAGCUUCUUCACCGACACCCACCUCCACAUCGGGGGCGCGCGCAUCCCCCGGGACAAGCUGGUGGGCCGCAGCCGCCCGGGCCGGUUCAGCCACAUCCUGGACGACCUGUACAAGACCAACACGCUGCCCCCCACGGCCCGCCGGAGCCGCAUCGGGGUGCUGUUCGUGCCCAGCGGGCGGGGCGCCGCCGACAUGCACAUCGUCAUCAACGGGGAGGACAUGGGCGCCAGCGCCAGGGGCAUCCCUGCCCAGCGGCCCCUGUUCGCGGUGGUCGACGUCUUCGCCGCCACCAAGAGCGUGCGCGUGGUGCAGUCCCCUCUCUGCAGACCCUGUGCCGCCAGACCAUUCAGAAGCACAUCGUCCACAGGAUGGCCCUGGACUGGCUGGAGCUCCCUGAACUCCUCAAGCACUACUGCAAGUACGAGUGACGGAGUCGGGGCGCCAGGGACCGCAGCCGGGGCAGUGCAGAAGGAGGGGCCCCCAAACCCGUGCGACAGCGAGCUCUCGUGUCCCCACUGAGCAGCCAGCAGAUACCCCUCUUCCGUUACCCUGGGCGGCCCUCACACAUACAGUAGGGUGCGAUCAGAGGAGCCAGUGACAGUCGCUUGGGAAGCAUGUUCCUCUCGGGAGGACACGGGCCUUGAUUACGGGAAUCCUCCCGGAAUGGCUUGGGGAAGCUUUAUUCCGGAGUUGUCAGCCGUGCUCAGAGUAGGAGGUUUUUGACAUUUUUGCCCUGCCCUGCACAGGACCGCCGUUUCUGAAAUGGAGGGUCUUCAUUUUGAACAUAAAAUCCCAGUCAGCUUCUGCUAAUUAAUUUAUAAUGAUAGAAAUAUGAAGAGCUCCCGGUCAGCAGAGCAGACCCCCUGUGUGGAAGAAUUGGACUGUUCUGUUCUGUUUCCGGACACUCGGGAACCAGAACCAUCAUUCAAGCCUGCAGUAAGCUCAACAGCCCACAUGUCUUGUUUCGUCUGUCUGCUUUUUUAGCGUGGAAUUAACCUCAGCUCGUGCCUUACUGCAGCCUUUUCUAGCUGUGCACGAGUCCUGAAUGGUAUCAUAACACUUGGAUUUUAUAAGUACUCGGUCUGCGCUGUUGUGGUGACAAGUUUCACAUUGUAAGCUUUCAACUGAAUCACAACCAAGGAGUCAAGCAUCAACAGGUCUGUUUCAAACUGGUUACUUUUGGCAGGAGCACCACAUUAAACAAUUCUACCUGUAUUAUCUGUAAUUGAUACUGUGAAGUACCAUGGCCUUCUCUAUUGUGUUAUUACCUCAGAUAAUUACGUCGUUCAUUGUUGGACUCUGUGUGACACUGAAUAUUAUCAGCAAAUGAACUGGGCUACAGCAUUGUUUCUCUAUAUCACCUGGAGAUACUCAUCAUGAUAAAGGCUUUAUACGGGGUUUGUUAUUAAAUUCCACCGUUUAAUUUGGUUUGCACAACAAAAUAAAGGCAUCUACACCAUAUUUUAAUAAUGCAUUAUUAUCCAUCAGAAAAAUCCCUUCUGGCCAUGAAAAAAUAGCAGGCAAAACUGUUUAACCAUUAUUUUAAUAACCUUAGCUUGUAUUCAUGUACCCUACAAUAAUAAAUCAUUUUGAAAAUAGG